Micropterus salmoides (largemouth bass) is the source of this 917-nucleotide messenger RNA. RefSeq names its product cathepsin G-like. Gene Ontology annotation, biological process: proteolysis. The record is from RefSeq and is a predicted model, not a curated record. NCBI's taxonomy places the organism in Eukaryota, Metazoa, Chordata, Actinopteri, Centrarchiformes, Centrarchidae. Gene Ontology annotation, molecular function: serine-type endopeptidase activity.
AUGGCCAAAAUUAGAAUCGGCAGGCAGCAGAACCACAGUCAUGGUCAUGGAAGUCAUGGUGAAGCAGAUGAAAACCAUAUCAUAAAUGGUAAAAAGACCCCAGAGAACUUAAUGCUGUUCAUGGCCUCAGUGCAGAAAAACAUGGGUCAUAUAUGUGGAGGAUUCCUCAUCAGUGAAGACUUUGUGGUCACUGCUGCGCACUGUGACCGCCAGAAUCCUACAAAUGUUGUUCUUGGCACCCUCAAUCUCAGGAAGGUUGACAAUGACACAAUGAGAUACAGGGUAAAAACAAGCAAGCAUCCAUCCUACACUAAACUAGCAUCUAUGAAUGACAUCAUGCUCCUCAAACUGUCUAAGAAAGCUCGACUGGGCAAAAGAGUCAGGCCAACUCAUCCAAGAGUCUGGGCAACUGACUCAACUUCCAAAUACUGUUUUACAACAACAAAGUUACAACAAACUUAAUGUACUCCAGUGUUUCAGUGUUUUCCUUCAAAUUUAAAACUGCAGGGUUUUAAGCCAGACAAUUGCAUUAGAAUGUUAAUUAAACCACUGUUUAUCUCCUCUUUGUAAUGUGAACGAAACUGACACAUCUUUUUUUUUAGUGCCAGAAGGAUCCUUUUGUUCAACUUCGUCAUAGCCUCCUAAGAUUGGGUAUCGACCGUUUUGGAGACAACCCCUGUUGUGCUGUAUGACUAGUUGGUAGAGCAAGGACUGUGUAUUCCUGUAGAUCAAAAGGGGUUCUGCGUCUGGGGUCGGCGCUUUUAUUCGACCAAAAGCAACGUAGAACAGUAAGGUACACCCUUCCUAAUUGGGUGACAAAGAAGUAACCAAAUGACCAAUGGCUAUGGUCCUGAGCCAUUUGGAGGAAAAAGACCCGCCCACAUACCUGGAGGAUAUUAACAAUUCAUUUUGUGAGA